AGCGCGGCGCUCCGCUGCCAUGUUGUUGUGUUAUUUUCAGGGGCAGAGUUUCCAGCUGUCGCUGUCUGCGGACUCAGCGGUCUCUGAGGAGGAGGGGGCACUGCUUUACUUACGUUAUCUGGAAUACAACUGAACUUCAAGUCGGUGUAAAAGUUAUCGGACAACGAGAGGAGCUGUCGAGGAAAGGAAACUGUCACUUUCCAUUUCCAGUCCCUGACCAGAGCAGCUUGUAAAGUCAAAGAGGGAUUCAUCACCUUAAUCUGUCGGAGUGAGUUUCCUACUGGCAAGUGAGGUGAAGAUGGUGGACCGGCUUGCGAACAGCGAGGCCAACUCCAAGCGGAUUGCGGUGGUGGAGGGCUGCUUUGGCGCUGCCGGCCAGCCGCUGGCCAUCCCCGGGCGCGUGCUGAUCGGCGAGGGCGUCCUCACCAAACUCUGCCGCAAGAAGCCCAAGGCGCGCCAGUUCUUCCUCUUCAACGACAUCCUGGUCUACGGCAACAUCGUCAUCCAGAAGAAGAAGUACAACAAGCAGCACAUCAUCCCGCUGGAGAGCGUCACCAUCGACACGGUGCCGGACGAAGGCGACCUGCGCAACGGCUGGCUCAUCAAGACUCCCACCAAGUCCUUCGCCGUCUAUGCUGCCACCGCCACAGAGAAGUCAGAGUGGAUGAACCACAUAGGGAAGUGCGUCGGAGACUUGCUGCAGAAGAGCGGCAAGGCCCCGACGGGCGAGCAUGCGGCCGUCUGGGUGCCCGACUCGGAGGCGACCGUGUGCAUGCGCUGCCAGAAGGUGAAGUUUACGCCGGUCAGCCGCCGCCACCACUGCAGGAAGUGCGGCUUCGUGGUUUGCGGGCCGUGCUCAGAGAAGAAAUACCUCCUGCCCAGCCAGUCGUCCAAACCCGUCCGUGUCUGCGAGUACUGCUUCGUGCAGCUGACGUCAGAAGGCCUCGCGCCGCGUUCAGACUCCAUCGGUCGCCUGGGGUCAAAGUUCAACAACAUGUCGGACGAUGACGACGAAGAAGACAGCAGUGACUGAGGAUCGUAACGUCCUCCCGGUGGCCUGCCUCGUCCCACGUCAAGGAGGAAAGUUUCUUUCUCCUCCCAGAAUCAUGCUCCACCGUGAGAUGAAUUCCACCUCCGAGGAUUAAUUCAGUUUCUAUAUCAAACCAAAAUAUUUUCUUUUUUUUUUUCUCUAAUUCCAGCAGGGAUAAAUAUUUUCCUGAACACAGUGAUUUAAAGAAUGAAAUGUGGAAUUAACUGGGUGACCAGCAGGAUUUCGAGGAAACGUUGUGACUCUUCAUGGCUUCCACUUUGCUCAGUCCGCCCCCUAAUCUCGUCACCCUUAAUUAGACUGCAAUUAGUCACUACAGAACACAAUGGUGCUGAUGAGAAACACCCCCUUCCCUCUGCUGAAAUUCAUUUCAUCUGAGAGGCUUUUGUUAAUCCACUCUUUUUCUUUUUUCUUUUAUGGCCGUGAACUACACAAGGUGGUUGUUUGUAAUUUCUGCAGGGAAAAGCAAAUGUUUGGGCUCUAACCUUUUAUGUCCUCUGUCCUUCAGGUAUAGCAACAAACAGGGCUUUUUUUGUAAUAGAAGUUUGAUCACCAGCAAAAUGUGGAGCUAAAGCAAAGAUCCCUUUUCAUAAACAACAAAAUGUUGAUGACACGCUUUUCUAGUUGACCUAAUAUAGUUUCUUCUGACACAGUGAGUGUGUCUGUCUCUGCUGACACACUUUUUGUGUGGUUUGCUAAGCGUCCGCCCUAAAAGCUAACUCUUCCCAUCGCCUAUACUGUCACGUAGUGCCUUGUAGAACACUUGAGCUCAGCCUUCAGUAAGAAAAAGGUUAUUUGUUAAUGAAUCUAGACUGCUAUAAAACAGGGGCUUCAUGAUAGUUUUACUCUGAAACGCAUUACACAGGAUGGAGUUGUUGCUUGGUUUUUUUGAGUGUGUGCUGUAAACAGAAGAGAGGGGAGGUUACUGGCCGUCCGACAGACAGGAAGAGCUCAAUUAGGACUUUUCCUGAAGAGUUUUUGUUUUACCAGACAAAUGAAAAACACUUAAACCUAUCGCUCUAGAAAGAGAAUAUGUUUGAGUUGUUGAAAAGCUGGCGUUUUCUAGAUUUUUCAGUUUGAGCUGCUGGAAAAAAAGGCUUUUAACCUGCAGCUUCCUGAACCUGGCUCCCGUGUGUCCACUUACAUACCAGAAAGUUUAUGAGUUUAUAUAAGUCUGUUUUGCAGGCGAGUGAAGUUCAGAACAAUGGAAGAAGUGGGGCGAUCUCCCUCUCUGCUUCGAACUGCUUGUCACAAGGCAAGGAGGUGAUGGUGAAGAAACCAGGGGUAGAACAGACUGCAGGACGCCCAGCAGUCAUUUAUUAGAGAUUUUGUUUUCCUCAAGAUGAAAUGAAUUAUAGCGUUAGCAGAGUUAUUAUUCUCCAAAGAUACAUGUAAACAUUGUAAAUGUUAGUGGGAAAUGUAAUUAAAUUAGGAAAGUCCUCCCCAGCAAGGCUGUAAAACCCACAUCCUGAAUCAGAAUAUAGUGGCUGCUCGUUUUAAGUUCCGGCUCGUAAAGUUCUUCUAGUGGAGGAGGCCUAAAUGUAGAAGCUGGAACUUUCCUCCUCCGUCACGGAUGGAAACUCCCACAAAUUUUGUUUGCAGGUUAGAUGGAUGCAUGAAAUUUUGGCUGGAGCUGUGAUUUAAUGUCUCAUUUAAGUUUGGAUCAUGUAAUGCUUCAGAGCCGGGGAUCAGCAGCUAAGGUGCUCUGUGCCGGUAAAGAUUCUCUCAAACACUGACAUUCCAGUGGAAUGAGUCACAUGAAAUGCAAUAAAAAGGAAGUCUUAGGGCCUGCUUGUGUUUUCUUUUUAAAAUCACAUGAUCUUGUCUUGCAUCAUAGUUUGUGUAAUAACUUGCGCAGUAGUUUAGGUGAUUGGCAUUUACUGGAAAAUAAAUAGUCAGGAAAUCAUUGCAUCGUCUUCCUGUCAGCGACGCUUGCCUGCGCUGCUCUGAGGUCACAGGGCCACAAAACAAACGCACCCUCUUCUGAAUUGUGCUCCUCCCGCCUGCUGGAACUUUCUCUCCACGGUCGCCGCUAACACAAGCGAACGUGGCCGUGCGUGCCCUCCUUCCUUUUCUCGUGUCCUCUUCUCUCUUCUUUCCCUUUUUUUUUUUCAUAAGCAGAACUUUCCUCUGAAAAGCACAGUCUACUGAUCGUGUGACAUGUUUGUGACCUAAAUCAUGUGAUCAGACACUGAACCAGGAAGUGAAAAGGCAGGGGAAUUAGUAGUGAACUGCAGAGCGUUCAGGUUCAGUUACUCACAGAUGUUCAAGUCAUCAGUUUCAGCCGGAGUUUCUCUUCCCAGUGACUCGUGAAGGGUUUCAUUCCUGCGGGCCGGAUGACUCAUCUCACACUGACCUAUAUUCCUGAAGUUUAAAAAAUGUGAUCAGUCUUUACAAGUGGGCAUGGGUUGUUUUGGGAGCCAAAAACAUUUUUAACAAAUUAGCAAAUGAUUAAAUUAGUUUUCAGUUAAUUUUCUUCCCAGGAAGGCAUUUUAAAGGGCUUCGCAGGUCCAUUUAGUUCCGAGACAAGGCCUAGGACUCUGAUACUACUGGGACAAUCAGUCCUGGUCCAAAUUAUAUUCAGUUUGAUUGGGUCAAGAAGGGUCCUGUUGUCUCACUGCAUGUCGCAAAGGGCAAUACACACCAGCAGCAUCUUUAAGGCGUCAAAUCUGCACCGUACCCUGACGUGCACCUCCCCUAAAUAUGUAACUAUACGUUGCAGCGAGGCAGACCGUAAGAACUGUUAUUGGUCGGCUUGGUAGCAUCGCAUUUCCUCCUCCUUCUGCCUCCACCGGUUCAAGGGUCGUACACACCAUCUCCUCCGACGCCUUCUCUUGUGUUUUAGUAAUUACACUAAAAGUAACUGCUCCGCUCAGCUUCAACUCCAACUCCAACAUGAUCCGCUCAGUUUUAAUCGUCAUUGUUUGUAGUAGCCUACUCCAACGCAGAAGAAGAAGAAAGUCAACACAGUGGAACAUAGAUACCCCACCGCCAACCAACGUUUUGCUGUUGUAAUUGCAGAGCCUACACUCGACGCAGAUAUAUAAAUCGGCCUUAAUGUGCGUCAUCGUUGCACCUCAACUCGCAAAAAUAUUUGCUCUCUUGAUGGGCACAUCCAGCUACUGUACAGCACAGCUGGUGUGGGAUGCGUUCAUCAAAUGGCACCUGUCAAAUUAUAAAAUAAAGGUUGUCACACCCUCUUUACUCCCUGUUUUGAAAAGUAAAAGUGCUUCCUGCUAACAGUUCCACCAUGUAAGGUAUCACAUUUUUGUAGAUGCAAAAAUAAACAGGCGUGUGACACAAGAGGGAGUGUAUGAAAUCUCAAUUUACUGCUCAACAGUGUAUAAUGGUUUAUUGUAAAGGGAGAAGUGAACAAGGGAAUGAUUUCAGUUCUGGUCUACAGCAGGUGUGUCGCAACAGCUGCAGUUCUCCGUCCUCGUGUAAUUUGAAUACAUUCAAGCACCUGUGAACUGAACUCGAAAGUUCUUUAAUAAAGCAGUUUGUGUUGCUGCGAGAUAUGAUCUGUUCCUCAGGCCGGUGUUGGCCGUUACGAUCCUCAGAUUCAGAUCUCCGUUCCCGUCAGACGUCCAUGAAACACACAACUGAAACACUUCUGUGCAGACAGCCGGUCAUACCUGACUGGAUCCGCUCUGAUCAUGUGGUGUGUCUUUUCAUCACAGGAGGAAAACGUGUCAUUUGAGGCAGACGGAGAGUGAUCCGCAUCCUGAUGCUGCUGGUGUUCUUGCUCUGUUUUGGGUUUGUUGGACCAGGUCUGACAUCCCUUUCAGAUCAGAUCUCUUAUCAAAUGAAUGUGCGUUUUUUUUUUUUUUUUUUUAGUUUCCACUGUCAGAGGUCAUUUUAACGUUUUUGGACCCAUUAAGCCCUUUGUUAAUUAAAACUGAGGAGCUGAAGUGCUUCAGGAACAGCUCAGAUGUUGGAAUGAAACUCUUCAGAGAGUUGCUUUAAAAUACAAAACAGUAAAAGUGAUGAGAUGUCUCUGAGUUCAUCACUGGAAACAGGAACCAUGUUAUUUCACCUUUACCUGAGAUCAACCAGGGAAACAAAACAAGUUGUAGCUGCAUCAUUACAGAAGCUGAACAGCUCAACCUUUACAUGUGGCACUCCCACAAGUGUCUCCAGAUGUUUAUCUACAUUUUGACUGCAAACAGUUGGAGCAUUAUCUUUGUACACAGUCUGUUAUUUUGCAUGUUUGAUGAGGUCGCAGCGGCGAGCGACGCCUCGUCUGAACUGCACCUCAAAGCAGCAGAACAGGGAGAAGAAAGGGAUCGUUUUCUUUUUAUGUCGUUUGAUUUUUACAGAUUUAAGUUUAAUGUUUGUGCUGCUGCAGUAAAGCAACCUAAGUGAUUAGAGAAAAAAAGAACACGGUAAUGAUCACUAACCAGCUGUCCUUUUAUUACUCACUGUGGUCGAGGUGGUGCUGAUGGAGGAGACGACUCCACCGUCAAAACGCAGAAGCACAAAGUCCGGCCUCAGGUUUGCUGUGGAUUGCACUUAACAAAGCUGGCACACUGACUUUGAUCCAGGUUGAGUGAUUACUUCAUACGGUCGCGUCGGCAGUGAGUCUGAUGGAUGUGUUAAAAUGAACCCUCAUGUUUUAAUCCUGUUGAUUUAUUUUGUACAGAUGUGCUUUGGGUUAUUUGAUUUUGUUGUAUAGUUAAGAUCAGUUCUGAAAUGACGCUGUUUCAGGUCUCCCUGUGCUCAGACACCUUCCUCCUCCUCCUCCUCAUGUCAGUCACAUCUCAGCAGCAUCUGCAGCCGUUUCAAAGUGAAGUCACCAGUGAUGUUUACCAGCCAACCACAUCCAUGUUUGAAUGAUCCCUGUUCCUAGGGCAGGGUUGCAGGUUUGCACUCCUCCUGUUGACAAAGUCGGUGUGUUUACAUGCACUUAAGUAACCAGGUUACUGGCGACCUUUCUCCAGUAAGCUCAUUAAACGUCAUGUGAACAAGAACUGGUUUCUGUAUUCAGGGCAGGGGAGAGGAGAAACCUGAGACCCCCAGGCAGAUUUCACCUGGAGAAAACCAGUUUUCUAUUCGUCUUUUUACAGGUAUGCAUGUGCAAGGACAAAGACUUCAGACAGGGAAAGCCUCUGGACGUCUGAAAAAGUCAUUUCCCCUGCUAAACAUUUGACUUUUUGUCAAAUUCAGACACUUUGGAGCUCUGUCCUCACACGGCAUCCUCAGCCUGCUCUGACUCAGGAACACACACCAAAAAAUAAAGCAAAAAUCCAAAAUGUGCCUGUAGUAGUAAACUGGUUUCUCCGAGUACACCUGUUUUCUGAAGUGCACCUAAACGCAUCGUUGGUCUCUCCUGCUGCAGCCUGAAAGAGAAAAAUAAAAAAAAACCUCAAGUCUGUCAGCUGGUAGACAAACAGAAACUGAAUCUCACACAUUCCUGCCAUUUUCCAGCAACUCGUCCAGCUGUUAAGUUUGUUCACGCUGUGAGCAGCACGCUUUACAGGAGGAUCUGUUCGGGCUUUUGAAUAUAUUAACAAGAUUAGGAAAAUGUAAACAAAUCAUAAAUGCAAUGGCUUUGAUUUUUGUCGCUGUUCGGAGGACGUUCCUCAUCACCUCCUUAAGUUUUGAAAUCACCUUGUUCACAGGAUGUUUCCCAGGUAUUUGCAUUCAGGUGCAAAGUAAGUACACAUUUAACUAGUGCACCAGUGCUACUGUAGGUUAAUAAACAGGUUCACACCAGACACUUUCUUCUUGUUAGCCGCUGUUCAUCACUACCUUUAAGCCGUUAAACACAUUUAGUGUGUUUCCUUAUGACAGAUAAAUGGAAGUUAAGUUAUAAAUUGUUGCUUGCACGGCUUGCUUGUGAUGCUUUUUUGCAAUCUGUCACUGUUUCUACCCCUUCAGCCCAGUGCAGAUAUGUUUUCUGUCUUUCCAAUACCCAGCAUUACUCUUUAAGACUCUUUAGGUCCAGCUUUCGUCACAUUGUGGUGUUAUAACACAGUGACACAUGCAUUUACGGCUCUGUUUAAUGUCCUGAGUGUUUCUGAAUUAACGGGAUGAUGAGGAUCUCUCUGAAUGGGCUACACAGUCAAUUUCAACACGUUAUCAUGUUAGAAAUAGUAGUUUGACCCCCCAAAAAGGUUCACUUACUAGUUUUUCUAGAGCUCUCAACCCCAUCUCUCAAUCAGAAGUAUCUGUGAGAGAGCCAUCUGCUGAGAAAUGCUAAGUCCUGCUUGUUGAAAGAUCCAGAAGAACCCUGGAAGUGGACCUUGAGUCAGCUGUCGCUCAUAGUCUGAACACGCAGCUGCAGGUUAGUGAGACUAGACUGCGUUUUCAGGUGUGACUUAAUUAAAGAAAAGCUGCAGAUCCUGAGAUUUAAAAACACACAAAAAAACUGCUGAGGAUACAAAAUCAUGAGAGGAUACAUCUUGGGAGGAGAGGUCAUCAUGUUUUGGUUUUGUUGUGCGAGCCUGUCUCGUGUUUUUUUUUUUAAAGCUCUCGCUAUGUGACGGUGUUUUGUUUUUUUUAGUUUUUGUUGUAGUUCUUUUUCUUUGCGGGGGAAAGGGUCAUAUUAAUUAUUUUUAAAAGCUUCUAAAAAGGGCUUCAAUCAGAAUGUAACCCAGCAUAUCAUUGUACAAUACUAAUUCAUUCAGAAACCUUUGAGUAUAUAUUAUAUAUAAAUAAUGUAUUGCUUAAAACCGGA
Messenger RNA from Micropterus dolomieu (smallmouth bass), 7727 nucleotides. RefSeq names its product pleckstrin homology domain containing, family F (with FYVE domain) member 2 (gene plekhf2). NCBI's taxonomy places the organism in Eukaryota, Metazoa, Chordata, Actinopteri, Centrarchiformes, Centrarchidae. Gene Ontology annotation, molecular function: phosphatidylinositol binding; metal ion binding. The transcript has 3 exons. The record is from RefSeq and is a predicted model, not a curated record. Bases 299 to 1033 code for a protein of 244 amino acids.